AUGGCUUGUAAUGAUGCUAAUGAAUCAUUGCUUUCAGAGUUUAGAGAUCAUCAUAAGGAGACGAAUGACCUCCAAAGAAGAAGACAACAACGUGGUAGUACUGCUUCUUUAGCUGAGACCAAUCGCCCUGAAGAAAAUGGAGUUGAAUUUCCUUUACAUCCUGAAUCCAUACCUGUGAAACCACAAUUUAAUUUCAAGCAAGUGUUCAUGUGGUUGGGUGCUUACCUAGGUGGAGGCACCAUUUGUUUCUUCCUCAUCAGGCAUCAGAUCAAGGGUCAAAAAACAAAUGGAAUUCUUGAUUCCAUUUACUUUUGUGUUGUUACAAUGACUACUGUUGGAUAUGGGGACCUUGUGCCAAAUAGCAUGCUGGCAAAACUACUUGCAACUAUUUAUGUCUUCACAGGCAUGGUUCUUGUGGGGCUGAUUCUUAGUCAGGCUGCAGAUUAUAUAGUAGAAAAACAGGAAAUCCUUCUAGCUAGAACCAUUUACAUGCGCAAAAAGGGUCCAACUGAGAUUCUUAAGGAGGUUGAAACUCACAAAGUUAAAUAUAAGUUUAUCAUGGCUGGGAUCCUUCUUUUUGUUCUUAUAAUAGUUGGAACUCUCUUCUUAUUUGUAGUUGAAGAAUUCAAUUUUAUGGAUGCAUUCUAUUGUGUCUGUUCAACCAUCACCACUCUGGGUUAUGGGGAUGAGAGCUUCUCAACUAAACGGGGUCGUAUUUUUGCUAUUUUCUGGAUAUUGAGCAGUACCAUUUGCUUAGCUCAGUUCUUUCUCUACCUUGCUGAACUAUACACUGAAAGAAGGCAAAGCUCAUUCGUGAAAUGGGUUCUUAAACGAAAUUUGACACCCUCGGAUCUUGAGGCAGCAGAUCUUGAUCAUGAUAAGGCUGUUAGUGUUGCAGAAUUUGUCAUAUAUAAGCUUGAGGAAAUGGGGAAGAUUAGCCAUGAGGAUGUUUCAGUUGUGAUAGAGACAUUUAAGAGAUUUGAUGUUGAUCAAUCCGGAGCUUUGACAACAUCUGAUCUUAUGUCAUCUCAGUCAUCCUAAGUUCAGAUCUGACUAACACC
This is a messenger RNA of Quercus lobata, 1061 nucleotides long. RefSeq names its product two-pore potassium channel 1-like. The record is from RefSeq and is a predicted model, not a curated record. The transcript has 2 exons. Gene Ontology annotation, molecular function: potassium ion leak channel activity; outward rectifier potassium channel activity. Gene Ontology annotation, biological process: potassium ion transmembrane transport; stabilization of membrane potential. Bases 1 to 1041 code for a protein of 346 amino acids. Lineage: Eukaryota; Viridiplantae; Streptophyta; Magnoliopsida; Fagales; Fagaceae. Gene Ontology annotation, cellular component: plasma membrane; plant-type vacuole membrane.